AUGGAUGAUAAAAGUGGCAGGUUAAGAAAGAAACGGGGAGUUUUGAGAACAUCUGUUACCAAAAUUUGUAAAACUAUUGAAACAGAACUAACGAAAACAGAUGUAAAUGUCGAUAUGUUAGAAGAAAUGUUAGAGCAGCUUGCGGUUGAGUCAAGUGAAUUAAAGAAUCUAGAUUCACAAAUUGAAGAAUUCGUUUCCGAGGACAAAUUAGAAAGAGAAGUUUAUCUGCAGACUUUAAUUGUUAGCGUCGAAAAUAAUGAUUUAAAACACUAUGUUAGAUCGAUCAUUGACCUCGGGAGCCAGAGGUCGUAUGUCAGCAAAUACGUAGCGGAUGUAAUGAAAUUGAAGUGUUUUGGGGAACAAACGGUGACUCAUGGACUUUUCGGAGGACUGAAAAGGCGGGAAAACCACAAGAUAUAUUCCAUUAAAUUGCGUAAUACAGAAAAUAAUUUCUGUUGUAAUGUAGAAGUAAUGGAUCAGAAUAAAAUUUGCACUUCUCUUCCCAAAUUAGAUUCUAAAAACAUCGAAGAAGUAAAACAAUUGGGUAUAUUUGUUAGUGAUAUUUGCUUAGAUGAAAAUCUUUGUUUGUAUGAAAACGAUCCCAAGGAGAUUCACAUAUUAUUAGGGGCAGAUACGGCAGCCAGAUUAUUUACAGGAGAAAUUAAAAAACUUUCGCCUGAUCUAAUUGCGAUGAACACCAAGUUAGGGUGGACAGUUAUUGGAAGAUCAGGAAUUAAUAAAAAUGAUAGUUCCAGCACGCUAAUGUCGCUACUUGUCAACGACGUAAAUAUAUCCGAUCUUUGGAGGCUUGAUACAUUGAAUAUCAAUGACCCUGCGGAAACUCAAAGUAGAAAAGAACUAGAAGAAGCGGCUAAGGAACAUUUUGAACGCAGUGUAACACGAGAUAACGAGGGGCGCUACAUUGUCAGUCUACCGUGGAUACAUGAUCAUCCACCUCUUCCUGAUGGCAGAAAGUUAGCUGAACGAAGACUUAACAGUUGUAUUAAAGCCUUAGAACGUGUCGAGAAGCUGGCCGAUUAUGAUGAUGUUUUUCAGGAUUGGCAGAAUGAGGGUAUCAUUGAAGAAGUUGAUCCUAUGCAAGAAAUCAAAGAAGGACAGCAUUUCUUACUUCACCAUCCUGUCUUCAAGGAGAAUUCGACGACCAAAGUUCGACCCGUUUUUGAUGGUUCAGCUAAAGAAAAGAAUACACCUUCUAUUAAUGACUGCCUCGAAAAGGGACCAAAUCUUGUAGAACUCAUUCCAUCUCUCAUAAAUCGCUUUCGUGUUGAAAAAUAUGGAGUGAUAUCUGACAUUAAGAAGGCCUUUCUGCAAAUUGGAUUACAAGAACGAGAUAGACCAUAUCUCAGAUUUUUAUGGAAGGAUAGAAGAAAAGACGGAAAUAUCAAGAUCCUGCAGCACAAAAGAGUUGUGUUCGGAAUCUCCUCCAGUCCUUUCCUUCUAGGAGCUACAUUAGAACUUCAUUUAAAAAACGCCCCAGAUCAUCUCAAGGAAACAGCCCAGCAACUUAUGAGGUCCUUCUACGUUGAUAAUUGUGUUUUCAGCGUCAACAGAAGAGAAGAACUCGCUAGAUUUAUUUCGGAAUCACAAGCACUAUUAUCUACUGCCAAGUUUGAACUUCGAGGGUGGGAGCAUUCUCCUACUGAAGACAAAACUGAAGAAAGGCAAGAAGACCGAAAGGUUCCAGUUCUUGGGCUUCUGUGCAAUUUACCAAAGGACACUAUAUCUCUAGAUUUGAAAAGUUUGAUGAAAGAAGAUAAAGGACCUAUUACAAAAAGAAAAAUCCUGUCAACCGUUCAUCGAAUCUUUGAUCCGAUAGGAUUUUCUUGUCCAGUGACUCUAGAGCCCAAAUCUUUGUUGCAGGAAUGCUGGAAAUUGGGUCUGUCCUGGGAUGCUGAACUCCCUCUGCUGAUAACUGAAAGAUUCGAACGCUGGAAGAUGAAGUUACCGAAAUUGAAUGAUCUUGAAAUACCAAGAUGUGUACGUGAGGACUUUGCAGAAGAUUCCAAAUUUUCCAUCCAUGUUUUUUGUGACGCAAGUCAGAGUGCCUACGCUACAUGUAUCUUCUUGAGAGCUGAAUCUGCUGAUAGCACGUCGUGCCAGUUAAUACAAGCUAGAAAUAGAGUUGCUCCUUUGAAAAAGAUCUCUAUUCCACGCCUAGAACUUUUGUCCUGUACUAUUGGUGCUAGAUUGGCAAAAGCAACCAUAUCCGAACUUGGACUUGAGAACAUACCAAUCUUCUACUGGUCUGACUCUAUGAAUGCUUUGUAUUGGAUCAAAAGAAAUGAGAAUUGGGCCACGUUUGUUUACAACAGGGUACUGGAAAUCCGUAAACUCACCAAUCCUGAAGACUGGAGGCACAUAAGUGGAACAUUAAACCCAGCUGACCUUCCAUCACGAGGUUCCAAUGCAGAGGAACUUGUGAAAUCUCUUUGGUGGAAGGGUCCAAAUUGGCUGAGAAUGCCUAUAGAAGAUUGGCCUGUUUCGGAAACUAUGCCAGAUUUCGACGUUGUAAACUCCGAAAAAAGAAAAUCUAUUGUGUCUGUCACUAACACCACGACAGAGCAAUUAGAGUACUUUUCUAAGAAAAAAGAAAGAAAAUUCGGUACCCUAGAUUUUGAAGAAGUAGAGGCUGCAGAAAAGUACAUUUUAAAACAAGUUCAAAGUCAAUGUUUUUUGGGGAAUGAAAAACUGAACUUACAAACAUUCCUGGAUUCAGAUGGUUUAUUAAGAGUAAAGACCAAAAUUUCUCAAAGAAGUGAUCUACCAACAUUUAGAUUUCCAAUUUUGCUGCCUUCAAAGCAUGAUGUUAUUGGAAAACUUAUUUUUGAAAAGCAUGUUGAACUUAGUCAUGCUGGGAUACAGAUUUUGAUGUCGAGUUUAAGAGAGAAUUAUUGGAUCUUAAAAAGCAGGAAGACAAUACGUCAAGUAAUAAGGAAUUGUGUAAUAUGUCAACGUUUUUCAUCUCGGCCAUUAGAAGUAGCAAGUGCUCCACUACCCGAAGAUCGCGUCAGAGAUGCUUAUGUUUUUGAAGUAGUAGGAGUUGACUUGUGCGGACCACUAUAUUUGAAAAACAAAAGCAAAUGUUGGGCUGUACUUUUUACAUGCGCAGUUUAUCGCGCAGUCCACAUCGAUCUGGUAACUAGUUUAUCAACAGAUAGUUUUAUUCUAGCUUUACGAAGGUUUAUUUCUAGAAGAGGAAGACCAGCUACAAUUUAUUCAGAUAAUGGAACCAACUUAGUGGGUACUUCUAAUGAGCUGAAAUCUGUUGAUUGGGUGAAAAUACAAGAAUAUGCCUCAGUAAAGAAAAUCCUAUGGAAAUUCAACCCCCCAUCAGCCCCAUGGUGGGGCGGAUUUUGGGAAAGGAUUAUAGGUAUGUUGAAAUCUAUCUUAAGAAAAAUUCUUGGAAAGGCCUCCUUACAAUUUGAAGAAUUGUACACUGUACUAUGUGAUGCUGAGGGCAUUAUAAAUUCAAGACCUUUGACAUACUUAAGUGAAGACAAUGAGGACCUUAUAGCAUUAACACCUGCUAUGUUUUUACAAGAUGUAAAAGAAAUAGGAGUUCCAGAUAUAGAUCAAAUAGAUGCUAAGAGAAUGAAUAAAAGAUUCUUCUACAGGCAAAAAGUGUGUCAAGAUCUCAGAAAACGUUUCAGAAUCGAAUAUCUUGGACAUCUUAGAGAAUUUUCAAAGAUUCGUAAUGAAUCUAAAAUUAAAGAAGGAGACAUUGUUCUCAUCGGUGAUAGUAACGUCAAGCGAAUAAAUUGGCCUUUGGGAAGAGUCAUCAAAUUAUAUCUUGGAAAAGACAAGAAAGUUCGUCUCGUGGAAGUCCAGACCAAAUCUGGGUCUUUCCUACGUCCAAUCCAGAGACUUUUUCCUCUUGAGGUCAGCCAAAGUGAAAAAUCUGCUAUCCCGUGUCUCCCAAAGAGUGAUUCUCCAUCCACAAUGAUGAUUCCUGAUGGUACACCUACCUCUAGUGACUCUCAUGCUGUUUCAGAUGUGAGACAACCAAGAAGAUCCCGUUAUGGCCGGCUUUUAAAGCCCAAUGCUCUCCUAGACUCAUUGUCUUCGGGUGGACCAGAGUUCAGUAGUUCUCAGCCAACUUCUGAGCAAUUUCCUGGCAUCCGAAGAAACAAAACGAGAACUCUCAACUCUCGUCCAACUUCCAAAAAAGAAUUGGCAUUUGAAGAAACAUUAGUUAAUUCCACCACAGUUCUUCGGUUGGUCCAGGGUUCAGUAGUUCUCAGCCAACUUCUGAGCAAUUUCCUGGCAUCCGAAGAAACAAAACGAUCUUCGGUUGGUCCAGGGUUCAGUAGUUCUCAGCCAACUACUGAACAUGUUUCUGGAAUCCGAAGAUGA
Molecule: messenger RNA, 4374 nt
Organism: Argiope bruennichi
Lineage: Eukaryota; Metazoa; Arthropoda; Arachnida; Araneae; Araneidae
Exons: 7
Coding region: 1-4374 (1457 amino acids)
Biological process (GO): DNA integration
Molecular function (GO): nucleic acid binding
Source: RefSeq, a predicted model, not a curated record